GAGAAUCAUGCAUCCAUACUCAGUGGCUUGGUCCGCCUCGGGCCAAGGACUGCUAGAGGUGUUUAGGAAGCUUGAACUGAUCUCACGGGAACGUAUUUCUUGGCUAUAAUCACGCAAGUAAGAGCAAUAAGUUAGCUUCACGAUAUUGAUGACGGCUUCAUCGGCAUCUUCUAUGCUCCGCCGGAACAAAUACGGUGGCUAUAUAAGUGUAGAGAACGCCAUCUCUUGUCAACGAACAGAAGCACCACCAACAGCCUCAAGCCUCUCAAUUAGUCUCACCAUCAUUCCAACCUUCCACAAUGGCCAGCAUCCUCCGUCUUGCUCUCUUUGUCGGAGCUCUUCUCCCGGCUGCCCUCACUGCUCCCACAGCUGCUCCCGCUGCCGCUCAACAGAAGCGUGAGGUUAUCCCUGGAAAAUACCUCGUUACUCUCAAGACCGGCGCCACCGUCAGCGAUGUCGAGUCUCACUUGACCUGGGUCAGCGACGUCCACCGACGCAGCCUGAGCAAGCGUGACACGGCCGGCGUGGAGAAGACUUAUAACAUCAGCUCUUGGAGUGCUUACGCCGGUGAAUUUGACGAUGAGACCAUCGCGGAGAUCAAGAACAGCCCAGAGGUUGCCGAAGUUGAGGAAGACCAAGUCUGGUAUCUCUGGGAUGCCGUGGAGGAUAAGGUCUCCGACAGAGCAUUGACUACCCAAUCUGGUGCUCCCUGGGGGCUCGGAACGAUCUCCCACAGAACUAGUGGCUCGACUAGUUACGUCUAUGACACCUCUGCAGGUGCCGGUACUUACGGCUACGUGGUCGACAGCGGCAUCCAGGUUGCGCACAGCCAAUUUGGCGGCAGGGCAACCCUUGGAUACAACGCCGUCGGCGGCUCCCACGUUGAUACUCUGGGCCAUGGAACACACGUUGCUGGCACUAUCGGGGGCUCGACCUAUGGUAUUGCUAAGCAGGCCAACCUCAUCUCCGUCAAGGUAUUCGCAGGUAGAGAGGGCACCACAUCGACUAUUCUUGCCGGGUACAACUGGGCCGUCAACGACAUUAUCUCUAAGAGCCGCCAAAAACGCUCUGCCAUCAACCUGUCGCUCGGCGGAGGUGCCUCUUCGGCAUGGACUAACGCAGUUCAGGCUGCUUACACCUCGGGCGUCCUCACGGUUGCCGCAGCGGGUAACGGAGACGAAUUCGGCAACCCCCUUCCCGUAUCCUCCCAGUCUCCUGCCAACGCCCCUAACGCCAUCACUGUUGGAGCGAUUGACUCGAGCUGGCGGCCCGCUUCUUUCUCCAACUACGGUGCUGGUGUCGACAUUAUGGCCCCUGGUGUAAGCGUUCUGUCCUCGUGGAUUGGAUCCAACACGGCUACUUCAACCAUCAGCGGAACUUCCAUGGCGUGUCCCCAUGUCGUGGGACUCGCUCUGUACCUCCAGGCUUUGGAGAACCUCAGCACACCUGCCGCUGUAACCAGCCGUAUCAAGGCUCUGGGGACUUCUGGCAAAAUUACCGGCACCUUGAGGGGCAGUCCCAACCUUGUUGCGUACAACGGCAACGGUGGUUAAGUCAACUUAAUUGUUUGUGGUGUGAGAGCUUGUCGAGGAGCUUGCUGAUUUGGUGGGUCGAUAUAAGAAGGGUGAGAAGGGUGGAAUGUGGAUGUUCUUGUAUAUGACGAGUAAUGUCACGUACUGAAUUGUGUAUGUCAACUCGCCUGAGCCAUAAUGAAGUGAAAGGCUCAGAAGCUUUGCGUACAGACAGCUUCUGAAAUG
Molecule: messenger RNA, 1757 nt
Organism: Pseudomassariella vexata
Lineage: Eukaryota; Fungi; Ascomycota; Sordariomycetes; Amphisphaeriales; Pseudomassariaceae
Product: peptidase S8/S53 domain-containing protein
Exons: 5
Coding region: 300-1553 (417 amino acids)
Biological process (GO): proteolysis
Molecular function (GO): serine-type endopeptidase activity
Source: RefSeq, a predicted model, not a curated record